Oncorhynchus mykiss (rainbow trout) is the source of this 2016-nucleotide messenger RNA. Lineage: Eukaryota; Metazoa; Chordata; Actinopteri; Salmoniformes; Salmonidae. The record is from RefSeq and is a predicted model, not a curated record.
AUGUCGUUUGCAAUGAAGUACUGUUCCAGUCGUUCAAUCCUCUCCAUGCCAGAUCUCACCCCCAACAUAGGCCUCUUCUGGUACUUCUUUGCCGAGAUGUUUGAGCACUUCCGCCUCUUCUUCAUCUGUGUCUUUCAGAUCAACGUGUUCUUCUACACAAUUCCACUCUCCAUCAAGCUAAAGGAGCACCCAGUCUUUCUGAUCUUCAUGCAGAUCGCCAUCAUCUCCAUCUUCAAGUUCUACCCCACCGUGGGCGACAUCGCCCUCUAUAUGGCUUUUCUGCCGGCCUGGAACCACCUCUACAGAUUCCUGAGGAAUAUCUUCCUGGUGCUGGUUGUGUUGUUGGCGUGCUCCGCGCUGUUCCCCGUCCUCUGGCACCUCUGGAUCUACGCGGGUAGUGCCAACUUCUACUAUUCCAUCACACUGCUCUUCAACGUGGCACAGAUCUUGGGGGUGUCGGACUACUUCUACGUGUACCUGCAGCGAGAGCAUCACCUAACCCACGGCCAGUACCUGAGGAGGAAAGACGGUAGCGAGGCCACUCUGGUUCUCAAGUAGUGGACGACACAUACUCAUACACACACACAGGCAGGGAUGGGACCGCUGCAUGACUGAACAUUACCCCACACUUCGAGUUCUUAUUUCUGAGGUCUUAAACAAACAGCCCAACCAACCCCUUGCUCCCACAUAGACCAGCCUUGGUGUUUCUGAAGGUCCCACUGGAGCAAACCUGAAGAAAUGAAGGAAGGAGCAGACAUGGAGGUUAAGUGGCUGCGGUGAAAGAUGUGCUACCUUUUGUCUGUUCUGUUGCUCUGAUGAGUAGGUGAGAUAUAUAUUUUGGCAUGUAGGUGAUUGGGUUGCUGGUCUGGGUUCUUUUGCUUUUUUUGGUCCUACCUCUUUUCUGUAUUUACUUUCUUAUGCCCUUAGGACUCACUGUCACUCACAUUGAAAACAAGCAGAUGAAUUGUGCAGAUGUGAGCCUUUGGGCACUUGGGUGCAUAUGUAAACCAGACAGAUCUGCUCUUUUACCAGCAGAGGGCGUCAGUUGAAUAGGAAAACAACAGUGAUUUGUCAGUCUGUCUAUCAGCCAAUGUGUUUAUUUGGGCACGCAACGGAAAACUUUUAAAAACAUUUUGCGUAAAAAAAUUGGUAUUUAGUAUUUUCCAAGUAGUCCACCUCUGUUUCAGGACGUUGUCUUCUGUUUGGUGCCUAAUGAACACAACCCUUUAAGUUUUGCUUUCCUAAUACACUAAGCACUGUGUCCAACUAUAACUGUCUGUACAACUUGUUGGUAAGUUGCUACUCUUCUCUCAAUGAGUAUCUGAUGACUCCUUCAUUGUCACUAUUUGCAAGAGCAUAGGCAAAAGAUAUUGGGGAUAAGACACCCAUUUACUGGAGUGUGUCUGUCUUCUCUGAGAAAAAUGGAAUCUGAAUGGUACUCUGUACUUAGUGACAAUGAGAUAUGAUCUGGAAUCCUCUGAACUCUCGUGAUGCACUCUGCUUGGUGAAUGUGUUCCGUGUCAACUCGAAUGUUCAUGUAUGCCAUUUUUUUAUACAAAUUAGGGAUUUAUGUGUAUUUAUUUGUAUUUAUAGUAUUUAUUUAUUGCCAGCCCUGAUUUUUGUUCUAAAUUUUUUGCGUCAAUCAUUUGGUAAAUGGAUGAGUAGUUAAGUUGUUUGGUAUGUUUAUGUGUUUUUAUUUUAUUUUUUACAUAAGACCAGGGUGAUUUUGAAACGGAUAAUGUUUUAUUUGCUGAAUGAGUGGCUAUGAAUGAUGGCUACAGUACCGGUUGUAGUUUUUGGGGGGAUACCGAUACAGUGCCUUCAGAAAGUAUUCACAUCCCUUGACUUUUCCCAAAUUGUGUUGUGUUACAGCCUGAAUUUAAGAGUAAUUAAUUGUAGAUUUGUUUUGUCAUUGGCCUACACAUAAUACCCCAUAAUGUCAGUGGAAUUAUGUUUUAUUUUAUUUUUAACAAAUUUAAAAUGGAAAGCUGAAAUGUAUUGAAUCAAUAAAUAUUC